Molecule: messenger RNA, 1078 nt
Organism: Acanthopagrus latus (yellowfin seabream)
Lineage: Eukaryota; Metazoa; Chordata; Actinopteri; Spariformes; Sparidae
Product: pituitary tumor-transforming gene 1 protein-interacting protein
Exons: 7
Coding region: 158-706 (182 amino acids)
Biological process (GO): protein import into nucleus
Cellular component (GO): cytoplasm; nucleus
Source: RefSeq, a predicted model, not a curated record
CUUACCCAAUCCACCCAGGAAGUGUCAGCAGUGGGACGAAUGCAAAUAAGAAACAACGGUAAUUACCGAGAAUAGCAAAAUUCAAGAAAGACAAGAGCCCGCUCCUGACGAGCAGCAAUUCUCUACUUUUAGACUGAGCAGUUCUGUGGUUUAAACUAUGACUUAUUUUACGACCGAGAGACAAACACGGAUCACGUCGGCGUUGUUUUGUGCCGUUGUGUUGUGCGUUAGCUUUGUUAGCGAGGGGGGAUGCCAAACAACUCCAUCACCAACGACUGCCUGUUCCACGUACAAAACCUGUGACACUUGUGUUCCACAUGCCAAGUGUCUGUGGUGCCUCACCAACAACAACUGCACAGACUACCCAGUGAGCUGGUUGCUGCCUCCAGCAUCAGUGUGCAAGUUGUCUCAGGCCCGAUGGGGAGUGUGUUGGAUGAACUUUGAAGCUCUGAUUAUUGCCCUGGCUGUCCUGUGUGGAACCAUCCUCAUCAGCAUCACCGUGUGCUGCUGCUGCUGCUGUUGCUGCAAUAAGCGUCGUUCAGGGCCUGACAGAGAUGAGGAGAGAUUUGCCAGGAAGAGAGAAGAGAUUAGACAGCGCGCAGAGGAACGGAAUGGGGAGAGAAAGGCAAGGCAUGACGAGAUCCGCAGGAAGUAUGGUCUGAUCGGUGACGCGGACCACCCAUACAGCAAGUUUGAGAACGAGUAAAGCAUCUGUAUUGGGGGAGCUCCACUGGCAGCAUGUUGAGCUGCUCUGCUGUUUGAAAGAAGAAAAUCUGAGUUUCUUUUGCAUUGGGAUUCUUGAUGAUGAUGAUGAUGAUGAUGCAGUGUUGUGUGUUGGUCUGACAUUGAAGCUUAUUUAAAAUAUAAUUAUUCUUUAAUUAAUAAUUAUUCCUGCAAAGUUGGUCCUUAUGAGAUUUCAUUUUAUGACUCUCUUUUUACAUAUUGUAGUUUCAUAUCAGUCUGUGCACGUAGUUGUAUGUUCUUUGAACAUACAGUAUUGAUUUAUAGAUUACAAAAUGAUGAUUAUACUGCGGAUUUGAUCUGACACACCAAUAAAAAUAUACUCUUUUAACAAUGA